Messenger RNA from Vigna umbellata (rice bean), 774 nucleotides. Its product is annotated as G10 family protein. Gene Ontology annotation, biological process: mRNA splicing, via spliceosome. Gene Ontology annotation, cellular component: nucleus; spliceosomal complex. The record is from RefSeq and is a predicted model, not a curated record. Lineage: Eukaryota; Viridiplantae; Streptophyta; Magnoliopsida; Fabales; Fabaceae.
UUUUUCCAGUUAUGUUUUUGAGUCGUUGGAAUUCCUCUUAAACCCUAAUCCAUAGGGUUUCGAUUCGAAACGACAACAUAAUUUCUGCGAAGUCAGCCAGACGAAUAGCUUCGACCUCUGAUUCCUGUCUGCAACAGCUAUAUAAAAAUGCCAAAAGUAAAGACAAAUCGUGUUAAAUACCCAGAGGGUUGGGAGUUAAUUGAGCCUACACUCCGUGAACUCCAAGCAAAGAUGAGGGAAGCUGAGAAUGAUCCACAUGAUGGCAAAAGAAAAUGUGAGACAUUGUGGCCAAUAUUUAAGAUUGCACACCAGAAGAGCCGCUACAUAUUUGACCUCUACCAUCGGAGAAAGGAAAUUUCUAAAGAACUGUAUGAAUUCUGUCUAGAUCAAGGAUAUGCUGACCGCAAUCUAAUUGCCAAAUGGAAGAAGCCUGGUUAUGAACGUCUAUGCUGCCUGAGGUGCAUGCAGCCACGCGACCACAAUUUUGCCACCACUUGUGUUUGCAGAGUUCCCAAGCAACUUAGGGAGGAAAAGGUCAUAGAGUGUGUUCAUUGUGGAUGCAAGGGUUGUGCAAGUGGAGACUGAUUGGACAUCAUUUCUUGUAUUUGUGUCAGUGGAGGGUUUCGUAGUUCUAAUUUCGUGUAGCCUUAUUUUCUGUUGUCCGAAACUCGGAUGGGACACAACCUCUCCAGGUGUAUUGCUGUCUACUACAUGAAUGUUAUGUAUUGGAGAUAUUAGUUAUCUGUCUAGUUCAAAAUCUGACUUAGUUUUGUG